Molecule: messenger RNA, 4019 nt
Organism: Sus scrofa (pig)
Lineage: Eukaryota; Metazoa; Chordata; Mammalia; Artiodactyla; Suidae
Gene: EME1
Product: essential meiotic structure-specific endonuclease 1
Biological process (GO): double-strand break repair; mitotic intra-S DNA damage checkpoint signaling; replication fork processing
Cellular component (GO): nucleus; Holliday junction resolvase complex
Molecular function (GO): DNA binding; crossover junction DNA endonuclease activity
Source: RefSeq, a predicted model, not a curated record
UGCUUCCGGUCUCAGAAAUCUGCUUCCGCUACGUGGAGAUCUACUUCCGGGUCUUACGUGGCGGUUGAAAGAGUGGCGGGAGAGGUUGCUUGGGAAUUAAUAUGCUGGCAUAUACUGAUGGCUCUGAAGGCAUCACUCUCACUGGAUUCCAGUGACAGUGACUCUGAGGAGUUGCCAACAUUUGCCUUUCUGAAGAAGGAGCUGUUUUCAACAAAGAGGAGGCAGCCUCAGAAGGAGGAGAAGGUGGUCGUGGUUGACAUCUCAGAUUCUGAGGCCUCCUGUCCCCCAUCACCAAAACGGAAAGACCCAUCACCUGUUCCAGAGACAGCUGAAACUCUCACACAAACAGAGCCAGUCAGGGUGCUAAGCAGUGAAAGUGAGGAGGAGGAGGAGGAAUUUAUUCCCCUGGCUGAGAGACUGACUUGUAAGUUUUUGACCCACAAGCAUCUGAGUCCUGAGGACUCCAGCUCCCCAGUUAAAAAUGUUUUGGAUCAUCAGAAUAAUGGAGCAUCACGUGACUGGCAGAAACAGUCCUUUCCAAAGAUCCAAGGUAUUCCCCUCCAUGACACCGCAGGGAGGUGUGCAUCAAAUAACAAGGACCCUGUGAUAGACAGUCCAUGCCAUCAGCUUCCAGCCUCCCACGCUCCUUGCUCUGCCCAGAGCUACAGCUUGACAGGCACCAAAACAAGUGCUGAGGUACCCCCGCCUCAGAAGAGAACCAAGCACAAGCAGAAGGACGGGAAGAGAGGCUCACAGGGAUGCCAGCAGCGUGGACAAACAAGCCAGAAGGAAAGCACGCAGAGGCAACAGGAAAGGAAGAAGAAGGCAGCCCUGGUUAACAGGCUGAGAGCUCAGAGGCCAGAGGAAUGCUUAAAGCACAUUGUGGUGCAGCUGGAUCCAGUGCUUUUACAGAUGGAAGGUGGGGGCCAGCUGCUUAGCGCCCUGCAGUCCAUGGAGUGCUGCUGUGUGAUUGAGGUGCAGGCUGUGCCCCGCAGCAUCACGUGGAGGAGAAAGGCUGGCCCCACUGAGGAUGGAGAGGAGAGCUGGGUGGAGGAGCCAGUGGUCCUGGCGCUGCUCCUGGCAGAGGCGUUCGUGUCCAUGAUCUCCAACUUCAAGCAGGGAAGUCUGGACAGCACCGAGGAAGGGAAGGAAACACUUCGGAGCUUUGUAACUGACAUCACAGCAAGGACAGCUGGGAAAGCUCUGACACUGGUGAUUGUGGAUCAGGAGAAAUGCUUCAGUGCUCCGAAUCCUCCCAGGAGAAGAAAACAGGGAGUGGCAAAUAGAGAACAGGCCAAGGAGAAGAAACAGAGGCAACCAGAGACCAACCCAGGGACCACAGUGACCAGGGUGGACGUGGAAGAGGCAUUGGUGGAUCUGCAGCUACACACGGAAGCCCAGGCUCGGAUCGUGUGGAGCUGGAAAGAGCUGGCUGACCUCGCGUGCACAUUCACAAAGGCUGUGGCUGAGGCACCGUUCAAGAAACUACGGGGUCAAACUAGCUUCUCCUUCUGCCUGGAGAGUGAUUGGGCUGGAGGGGCCAAGGUGGACCGCUCUGGCAGAGGGCUAGCACUGGUCUGGAGGAGACAGAUUCAGCAGCUGAACCGAGUCAGCCUGGAAAUGGCCAGUGCCGUUGUGGAUGCCUAUCCCUCCCCGCAGCUCCUGAUCCAGGCUUAUAAGCGGUGCUUUUCCGAGCAAGAACGCCAGAAUUUGCUCGCAGACAUCCAAGUGCGCCGUGGGGAAGGCGUGACAGCCACCUCCCGCCGUGUUGGGCCAGAGCUGUCUAGGCGGAUCUACCUUCAGAUGACAGCUUUGCAGCCAGAUCUCUCUUUAGACGGUACAGACUGAUGCCAGCCCCCAGGGACAAGGAUGAAAAGCUGGACUUCCACCGCCCCCACCUGGGAGCAUGACUACAGUGCAGGGAUUAGAAGCACCCCCGGCAGCACAAGGCCAGCUCCUGCCCACAACAGGCUCUCUGAGCGUCACUAUUUGUGAUAGUUUCCCUGUCAGUGUGGGAUGGAGGCUGAGAUGCUCGCAUCUGCCUUCCUCCCUUAGCACGUCGACUGCCACGUACAAACCGCCUCUACCCUGCCCCUACCAGCUCUCAAAACACGAAGGAACAAAGGCAAACCACUCAGACACGUAUUUAAUAAUUGCAGAAAUCCAAAAGAACCUCAACAUCAAAUCUCGAGGUCACGAGCGAACUGCCCUGGGCAGGUUGCUAGACGAGGCUGGGUGUGCGCUGGCCUGCCUCGCACCCGCCGAAGCUGCCUCCGCCAGCCAAGGAACGGGGGCCCGAUCGCUAUGCUGACUUCUGUCUUAAUCCCCAUGAUGUGUACUAUGCGUUUAGUUUCAAUAAAGCAUUUGUAUCGAUGGCUCUGGAGCUUGGAGGAAGACUAAGGAAUGUGUAGUGAUUCUGAGUAAGGUGUGGGUCUACACAGCAGAGCUACCCUUGAGGGAGAAAACAAGUCCAUCCUUCCAUCAUUAGGACAGUCCGUCCUCUCCGUGGGCCACUAGUGCUGAAAAGCUGGAGCCCACUCUGUCCCUGAACACGACAGGGUCUUGCUCUCCCUGGGCGGAGGCAAGGAGCUUGCAAUUGGGAGUUUUCCGUGAAUGAGCACCAUGACAGCCACUGCUGAUCCCUUCGUCCAGCUGUUGUGAAAAGAGGCAAGGAGGCCAGAGAGCAAGAAAAACGCUGGAUCUGGCAGACACGAGAAUGGACAGUUCUGCCCCUAUUGGUGCCACAGCAGCCAUUAAUGCACCACCUCUCAACUCCAUGAUGCUCCUUGUUUGCCUUCAUUGUACAGGCGUAGGUACGACUAGAAUCAAACAAUUCUAAACCUCGGUCUCUAUGAAGCUUGAGUUUUCAGUUUGCCUCUGAGGUAUGUGGUCACACCAAUUAGGUAACAGAGCUGUCAUGGAAAAUGGGGCUUUGCAAGGGUCCGUCGUCUUGUUUACUGACAAUCAGGGAGUUAAUGCUCUUGAAUUGAGGCAAAGGGCCUGGAGCAUCCCCACUUGAUAGAAGCCACAUAAAUUGUGGCAGGACUUUGCAGGAGCUGCCCCAGACCCUCAUGGCUGCGAGAUUCCUAUUUGUGGGUCGUGAAUCUGGCGUCCAUGAAACUAUCUGUAUUUCAGCCAAGAGACACUCAAUUCUGCUGUUAAGCUGUGUGGUCUCGGGACAUUAUAAAGGAGGCGAAAUGAUGGAAAGAAAGAUACCAGGGUGGGAAUCCAGGUCUGCCUCAAACUAGCUGGGAGAUGGUAGGCAAGUCAUGGAAGGUGCAGGUUCCCCACCGACAAGGGUUCUAUUGGAAUGGAUGGUCUUCGAGUUCCUUUCACAGCCUGAGAUUUUGUAUGAUCAUUAAAAUAUCUGAAUGUCUGAGGUCCUUUAAAAAAUAGGUUUGUCCCUCCCCCCCAAUUUAGGUUAGAUUUGCUGAGUAUGGUGCUCCCCUCGUCCCCAGUAACACACUGCCUCCUGAUCGGCCCUGGCUCCCCAGGGAGGAAUGAAAGAAAGGGUUGGUGACAUACAAAAGUAUAAAUGUAGUGACAGCUGACCUUUAGUAGAAAUGAGUCUUGCCCUUACGCAGCUUUGUGUAACAACUAGAAAAGGCUAUGGUUUUUCCUCUCCCAACCCAAGCCUAUUCUUGUAAGCAUGCAGGUAACUGUCCCCACCUCCUGCCUCUCCUUAUUCCGCCAGGGAACCCUGACUAAGGAACAAAGAAGUCUUACAAAGAGGAGGUCUCAAGUACCAAACGGCAGCCAUUUGACGAUGGCAGGUAGGUCUGACACUAAAAAGAGGUUGUGUCCAGCAGAACCCAAUUCCAUAGGAAUCCAAGCUCCAAGGCUGGGAGGCAGCAGUUGUUGAGGACAAGCUCACUGCUGAGAAUCGGUCUGCAGGACCCACUGGACGAUGUCGUGGCUGCGCAGGCCCCGGACUGCGUUGUCGUAGAUGGUGUUCACGCUGGUGCACAGGGGCUGCUGCUGCAGCUCUGUCACCCGACAAGCAACCAGCCCGCCAGCCA